ACAAAAAGUUAUCUCUGUGAUCACUGAUGAGAGUGAGAACCAAAAUUUACUGAUGGCAUGGCCCGCAUGUUAUCUCUUUGUAGCUUAUUUGUGAUUUUACUCGUGUAAUAUGUGUUUUUUUCCUCCUUGCCUUCUUUCAUCUAUUUAUUCAGUAAACUUCGACUCAGUACAAACCACAUUUUUAAAAUCUGUUAUCACCUCUGGCUAAGUAAACAUACUGCCUCCCACAGCUCUUAUCAAUUAAUCAGUGAAUCAAACCAUGAUUGAACCAAAUUGUCGUCAAUCCUUAAAAAUUGAAAGUCUUUCAAAGUCAUCAUCAUUCAGAUCCUUUGUUUCCUCACUCCUACAUACAUGACAGCAUAUCAGCAGGACUCAGGCCCCAAACUCAUGGUUUACAUCUUUGGAAAAGAAACGGUAUUGUCUCCGAAGACAUUCUGUAAUUUUUGACGGUCUUGCGCCUAAGCGUUUCAGUCAACUUUAAGUCACUGAGUGCAUCCAUCAGAAUCAUGGCUUUACUUAAUAUAGACAAUGACCCUUGGCUAAAUGAGCAUGCGACCUGUGAACGAUUCCAUCAGACCAUUUCAGAACAAUUGCACUUGCGAACCCUUGAGACACGGGACUCGGAAAACUAUGCUCGAAUGUCAGCCUCUAUCAGACUCCGAUUGAAGCAGUUUGCCGCUGAAGUUGAUGAAUUAAAACAGAAGCUGGAGUUAGCCAAUGCCUCAAAACCUAUAACUUCGCAAGAGUAUGAAAGGAGAUUGAGGCUGAUCGAAAACCUGAAAAGCAAGCAUAUUCAAAUGGUGGAACGCUUCAAUCAUCGAGCAAAACCAGUUACAUCUGCUUAUUCUCAAGAUCGAAGUAGUCUUCUAAAUAACCAAAUGGUUGCUGAUGGAGGAGUGACUGGAUGGGGUAUAGAUGAUGAUGACGAUGACCGACCAAAUCGACCUCUGCUGGCACAGAGCAGUGAGUGGACCAUUGACGACCUCAGAGCACAACAAAGAAGGAUAGUCGAAGUUCAAGAUGAGGGCUUAGAAAAUUUAUCGAAAGUCAUCAGCAGGCAGAAAGAGAUAGUUGUAUCCAUAAAUUCAGAGGUCGACCUUCAUAAUGAGGUCAUUGAUGAUAUAGCUGUUAAAAUGGACAGAGCAACGUCAUCCUCGCACAGAGAGACUGAACAGAUUGGCGUUAUUCUAAGGAAAGACUCUACUUGGGGUUACUGGCUCAUCAUCCUGACUUUAUUCUUUGCAAUAGUAGUAGUGGCAAUGCUGUGAUACUGUCUCUGGUUUAAAAAUGCAGCUUGCGUCAAAUUCUCGGAGGGUGUAUGUCCCACUCAUCAUGACAUCAACCGAAAACCUCUCCUCCUAAUUGUGAUUAAACUAAUACUGUUUAUUUCUCUCUGAGGUGUUUUAUCAAACUCAGAAUAAGAAAGAAUUGAGAGUCAUCUCUUGCAAUCGUGCGAGAUAUCUACUCAGUGUGGCCACUGUGAUUAUUUUAUUUUCUGCAUAAUGUUAUCAUGUUUUUUAAUUAGAUUCUUCUUACUGUUAUUUUGUAAAUUGUAAACUAUAUUUAUGAAAAUUUUUGCUAAGGAAAAUAUAUGUUUAUGAGCUCUUUUAUA
Molecule: messenger RNA, 1612 nt
Organism: Bemisia tabaci
Lineage: Eukaryota; Metazoa; Arthropoda; Insecta; Hemiptera; Aleyrodidae
Gene: Syx8
Product: syntaxin 8
Biological process (GO): intracellular protein transport; vesicle fusion
Cellular component (GO): endomembrane system; SNARE complex
Molecular function (GO): SNAP receptor activity; SNARE binding
Source: RefSeq, a predicted model, not a curated record